AUGGCCAGUAGCCUAGUUCCGCUUCUCAUUAUUACCGCCGUUUAUUAUUAUUAUGUGGACGAAGCAUACGACCGAGGUUCCGCCUAUAUCCCACUGAUGACUUUAAGGAAAGAGGAAAAGGAAUCUCAAAGUCAUUCUGACGAUGUAAAUUUGGCACCAGCCCCAAAAACCAUGAUCGAAAAUGAGGAAACGACGCAAAACGGUGAUGUCACGCCACCCCAAAGUAGGGUUCGAUCAAGGAGAACUCUGGAAAAUGACGUUUAUCGUGCCACACCGGACUUUUACACCGACUAUAGUCAGCCGCCUAUGACUUUACACGAUGGCGUACUCGACACCGGGAUACGUAAUUACGGAGCACCUGAACUCUACGGAAUACUUCCUUGGUUGUGGCUUCCGGUUAAAGGAACGAUUGUGAACAGGGCGAAGAAAUUUGGAUUCUUCCGGCGAAUAUCAAGGGCGAACGGUAGCAUAAGUACUCGCUCCGUGGGGUCUUCUCUCGAAGAACGCGAACCGCUGUUAGGUCACGACGAUUAUGAUAAUCCCAACGCGUCAAUCACAAUCAACGAAUCUCAAAUCCCACCGGCUGGAAUCCCUGACGAGGUGAGUCGACUUCAACUCCGUAAUUCAGUCGAAAGUUUACGAUCCGAAAGUAGUAAUAUGGCAAGCGGUUCGGGAGAAAACGGACAAAUAGUGGGUAGUCCAUUAAGGAUGGAUAGUCCUUCCUUUAGAGAUAUGCAUGACGGAAGGAGACUCAGCAGGAUACGCGAGUUAACCGACAAACUUGGAGAAUUUGCUGGCAAAAACUUUAGUUAA
Molecule: messenger RNA, 813 nt
Organism: Acaulospora colombiana
Lineage: Eukaryota; Fungi; Glomeromycota; Glomeromycetes; Diversisporales; Acaulosporaceae
Source: the annotation of a GenBank genome assembly